UCGCAUUCGUCCCCUCUGCCAACCGCUCACUCUUCUCGCCCCACCACCACACAUAUCGGAGCGUGGCAGCAUCUCCUCCGGUCGCGUCCCCCGUUCGUCCCAUUCAACCCAUCCCCUCCAUGCGAACGAAAGCCGAGAACGAAGAGGGAAGAAAGUGACUACGGUGGGGCGUCAUGAGCGAGGACGAGCUAUUCGGGUUGUUGGGCGAACGAGCGAGAGACGAAAAACUGAAAGAGGAAAGGACGGAAGAGAGACUCCGACUCGCCGUCGCGGCAAAGGGGGAGGGGAGAACGCAGGGAGAGAACGCAGCGAGCGCCCCACGGGCGACUCUAUAUUUUAUUGUCGCGUUUGCCGACGCUAACCGCUCCGUUCGACGAGGAGAGACACGUAGGGGAAUGCCUACGACGGGAAUUUCCGCGCGGGAAGAGAAGAGUGCAACGCACGACGACACACGACGCGCUAAUACGGGAGAAGCUACGCGUCGCGUAUGAAUUCGCGCGCGCGGGGAGGGUACGACAAGGAGAUUGUCGGCGGCCGCGAGAGAGCGUGUGGCAGAGGUGGUGCCGGUACCCCCACCAGAUCGGGCGCCGCGUCGACCUGGACCCUCCCACCCGUCUCGUCGACGGCAAACCAUCUCGCAAAAAUCGUUCCCCUUUCCGCGGAAGGAAAAGAACCACGGCGACGACUCUCUACCACCACCAACUGCCACCACCACCGUCAGUGGCGAGAGAGAGUUCUCUUGUCGGAGCCGUUCUCCUCGUCAUCGGGCCACCACCACUAGCGCGUUACUAUCGUUAUUCUACCCGCCAGCGCCAUCGGCACUGUACCCACGUCGCCUCCUCCUACGACACGGCGAUCAACCGUCAUCUCGCGGAAUCUCGUGGGUAACUUGCAGGGGGCCACGUUUCGUUCUUCCGCGAGCGAGGGGGACCCGCGUUUCGGGCAGUGUUCGUCACCGUGUCCGAGUGAAUGUGGGGCCAAGUUAUCUUCUCCAUGUGACAGUCCAAGUGCACGUAUAGAUAACGGAUAGAGAAAAAACGCUUGAUUGGAUCUUGGUUAGUUGGUUCAUCGCUCGGAAAAAGAGGAGGGUCUUACAGAGUGAAAGAGAAAGAGAGCGAGAGAUAGAAAGGAAGGGGACAACCAGAUACAAAGUAAGAAUAACAUAUACGACUGGUCUGGUCUUUGUCGGGGACUCUUGUGCCGGGAACGACCAACGAGCGUGUUGCACGAGGCCAACACGCAGCUCCGUUCAGUUCGUACUUGGCGCUUUCGCGGAGCACGCGCGAUCGGUAGCGCCACGAGAGCUGCUGUGGCGGAUCGGCAGGUAAGCGCAUCGCGGGCGCGGUGAGAACGAGAAGAAGAAGAGGAGAGGAGAAGAAGAAGUAGAAGAAUAAGAAGACGAGCGCGCGCCGCUCUUUCGCGAAUUCGCUGAGCGCGUGAUUGCGCAGGCCGUUGAGCGACCGGCUGCGUGGAAGGACCCGCGAGGGGAUAAAAAGAGACGGUCGGUGCGCGCGUGAUUCAGCGUCGCGUCCUCGCCACUCUCCCUCACUCAUUCUCUCUCUCUCUCUCUUUCUCUCUCUCUCCCUCCCUUUCUCUCUCGCUUCUCGUCAUUUCUCUCCUUUUUCAGCGGAGUCCCUCCGACACCCUCUCGCGCUCAACCUACCUACCGCUCUAUUUCUCUAUCCUCCUCCCUCCCGUUCCCCCUCCCUCGCCGCCCCGUCCCUCGUUCCCUCUAUUCCGUCCACCCUUUUCGCUCCCUCCCGUCGCGCUCCCGUGCUCUCUCGCUCGCACUCACGUCUACCUCCGCCUUCCUAUCCGCCGAGCGGAGGACUGGAUUCCGUCGAAAAGAAACGACGAUUCGGAGGAUAGUCGCGACCGAUCAUAGCUGGCGCGUCGAUCGGAUCAACCCAAGUGAACUAGCCGCCGCGACUAACCGCAUCGCGCGCGUACACAAGUAUCACGCGUCGCGCGCUGCGCGUGCCCUCCGCGACCUUUCUUUUUUUUGUUCCCUCCUCCGCGAGAGUACCCGAGGGGUAGCGCGACUCGUGGUGCGCGUCCGGCCAACGGCUCGCAUUCUUUCUCCGGGAGGGACCUCCGGCGCCCGGAGGUGACCCCCUUCGGCUCUACGCGAGUGUGAUCCCGGCGAGUGUUCACGCGGACUGUGUUCGUUCGACAGUUGUUCGUUAUACUACGGUUAGUUGUUCGGCACCUUCUGUCCCAGUUUUUCUCGUUCUUUCGCGAGUGUGUGUCCGACACGCGCCCACAAGUUCCACCCAAGAAGAUUUGAGAACUGACGCGACUGUCUCCAACUUGUUCCCGCGCGUGUUGACAGUGUAUCCCGACAGUGUGCAUAUGCCGGCAACGGACCAUCAGCGAUUCCGGCAGGAUCGCGUGCAGUCGAGCACCAUCACCACCAUCGGGUCGCGACGACGGGACGCGCGAGAGUGUCGUCGUCGUCGGUGCGAGUAGCACCCUCGCGAGGGUGGCGCGGUGAGAAGGAGAGAGAGAGGGAGAGGGAGAGAGUGCGAAACGCACGGAGGAUUCGACGAAAGUGACGGGAGCGUCGGGAAGUGACGAAAAUUCAGCGAAUGCCGUGGACUCUUGAAACGAUGAUCGCGUAGCGGCGCCUGAUCAUCACGGCCCUGAGCGGCCGACACAUCAUGUCACAGUUCUCCUUCCGAGGAUCGCCAAAUCUACAGUGUCCUGUGACAGUGAGCUCGUCGUUGGCGUCGUCCUCGGCCUCGCCGCCGACGGUCGCGAUCUUGAGCGCGGGCGGGACGUCUCUGGUGAGCAGCGUAGCCGCCGGUACGACAACGAAUCAUCCCCUGGACGUAGCCGGCUUGUCGCAAGCGAGGAUGGCGGUGACGAGCGCGAUCGUGAGACCGCCGGGUAGUCCCACCGCUUCGGUCAGCCCUUCCCAAGGUCACCCGCCGCCGUCGGCCGGCGGUCCCGCCGCGGCCAGAUGCUGCGACACCGGCCGACCCAUCUUCACGGAUCCGCUGACGGGCCAGACCGUCUGCUCGUGUCAGUACGAGCUGCUCGGCGGCUAUCAGCGUCUAGGUGGUCUACCCACGGCCGCGCUCUCCAUGUACAGCGCGCCGUACGCGGCCGCGGCUGCGGCCGCGGCCUCCGAGGGCAUGGCCGCGUACUUUCCCAGCCUGGGCGCCGAGCAGGCACCCUUCUACACGCCUACGCCUGCUGGUCUGGAUCUCAAAGAGAAUCUCGGCGCUGGAGCUGCGACUGCGUGGCCUUAUCCUUCGGUGUAUCACCCUUACGAUGCUGCUUUCGCGAGUUACCCCUUCAACGGUUAUGGCAUGGAUCUGAACGGUGCGAGGCGAAAAAACGCGACACGAGAAACGACGAGUACGUUGAAGGCGUGGUUAAACGAGCACAAGAAGAAUCCGUAUCCUACGAAAGGCGAAAAGAUCAUGCUGGCUAUUAUUACGAAAAUGACACUGACACAAGUGUCAACGUGGUUCGCGAAUGCGCGAAGGCGCUUGAAAAAGGAAAAUAAAAUGACGUGGGAACCAAGAAACCGUGUCGAGGACGAAGAUAACAAUAACGAGGACGAUGAUAGCGGGAGAAAGAGCGUCGACGAGAAAGAUCGGUUAGAUUCGAAAGACUCGGGUACAGGUUCCAGCGAGGAUGGGGAACGACCGGCGCAUCGUAUGGACCUUUUGCACGGCGGCGGCGGCGGCUCGGCCGGCGUUCAGGGUAGAGCCGAGAGCGAGUGGAGCGAGUCGCGAGCUGAUAGCGGCCCGGACAGUCCGGAGUGCCUGUACGAUCAAAGGGAGCCGAGGCAUCCGCUGCAACUGCAGCAUCCCGCGUAUCUCGCGCCGAGUCAUGGCCGACUGUUACGUCAUCCGUCGCCAGAAAGCACGUCUCCAGGUAGCCAGCACCAUCAUCUUCCGCCGAGCACCAGCGCGUCGUCCACGGCCAGCGCGGUGACCACGAAGCCGCGGAUUUGGUCGCUGGCGGACAUGGCGAGCAAGGACGGUGAUCAGCAGAACUCGAAUCCGGUCACCAUGACAGGUCUCGCGUCACCCUACGGCGGAACCGGAGGCGGAGGUGGCGCCGGUGGAGGCGGCGGCGGCGGAGGGGGCAAACUCGUCAGUCCUCUAGCCAGUCGACUUCCGCCUCAUCAUCCCCUGCACCCGGCGAUACAUCCGGGCACGCAAUUCGUAAGACCGCAUCCGGACUUUUACAGGAAUCUGUACGGCGCCUCUCAUCUCGGCUCCGGCGACAUAUCCCUACUCGAGACGUACUCGAGAACCCUGGGUGGACUGGGUGGAGUGAUACCACCGCCGUCCACGGCACCUAGCAUACUGACGUCCUCGUCCUCGUCCAUCUCCGCUGCUGGGACCGUGAAGCCUUUCUCGAUCAACGGGGCCACCAGUGCGGGAGGCGGCGGUGGCGCCGCCGCAGGUGGAGCGGCCGUUUUAUUAACAACCGCGUCCUCCGGACUGUCACCGUCGUCGUCAUCGACGACGUCAUCGGGCGGAUCCGAUCAAUCGCCCCAUCCGGCGGCCGGCGGUCUUCCGGCGACUCAGGAACUCAAAUCUCCUGGACGAGUGUGACUGAAAGACGCGACCGAUCGUUGAAAAAAAGAGACGUUUAUCGCGCGCGCAUGCGCGCACGCGCUGUGCAUCGACGGGCGGCGUUUCGUGUGGUGUGGCUGACAAUAAUCAGAGACUACAAUCUUGUAAUUAGUGUACAGUAAAACAAAAAAAGGUGAUGAUGAGAUAUACUGCCCCUCAAUCCGCUUCUCGUUCCUAGUCUUUGUUUUCUUUUUCAUUUUCGAUAUCGUUGCAAAUAUUCAUUUUUUAAAUCAUUUUCCCCUCUUCCAGGCCCUCGAGACCGAUAUUGAAAGUUUAUUUUCUAUACCUAAUUGCUCCGAAUAAAAAUGAAAACUCGUAGUAUACCAACUACCCAUAGUGGCUCUAACCGCGGUAUAACCACAGUUAACGUCAAACUUGUGACAGUACUAUUAUACAUAUAAAAAAAUGCUAUAAAUAUAUAAAGAUAUAGGAUAAUAAGAUUUGUAUUAUUAUCGUAUAUCUUUAAUAAUUAAAUAAUAAUUAAUAAUUAAUAUUAUUUAUGCGUUUGUAAAUAGUAGGAAGAGGCCCAGUAGAAGAGAAAUCGUCCGGCCAGUGUAUGUAUUGUAUGUAGAGUAGAUAUAAUAUUACUAGCAUACCUGAGAUCAUAAUUCAUAUUAAUGACGAUUAUUAUGAUUAUUAUGAUUAUUAUGAUUCUUAUGAUUAUUAUUAUUAUUGUUAUUGCAAUGUUUAUAAUAUUAUCGAUUCACAUCGUCGAUUCAGAUCGUCGCGAGCAUGACGAGGUAUGGAUUUUCGUUAAUCGCGACGACAGAUUGCGAGGGAGGCGCGUAGGUUCUCGUAAACGGUUGAUUCUCGAAUAUUCUCUUCUUCGUAUAAGUGUAUCCUCUCUUAUUUAUUGCGCUGUAAAGAUUGGCUCGUAAUAAUUUAAUCGCGAAUUGGAACCGACGCGCUUCGCAAUCUAUACCGCAAACAUAUAAUAAUUCCGUCGCGUCGUCUUGCUAUCACCGUUGUUGCGUAUAGGAACUUGUAAAGAGGAAAAAAAAACACAUUCUCUACACAAAUUGUGUGUACGAAGGACACCAACGGACGGCUUGCAACAUAUCAUGUCAUGUCACGUCGAGAGUGAACGAUCGCCAUUACCUUUUAGUCAUUCGUGUCCAAAAUUUCGCGCGAACUUGCUGAUGCCGUAUUGGCAUCCUGUGUCUCCUUUCGCAAUAAACGAAUCAUUACGGAAAACAAAUGAGUUAUCAUUUUUCACCCAGCUGCUUCUCACCAUCGCAAUUUCAUUCUUUUUCCUUUUUUCACCAAGAAUCGCUACUUUUUUCAGAGAUAUAUCACGAUCAUUAGCGAUAAUAAGUAUCUUAUAAGUAAAUUUGAGUUUAGUUUCAAACUCUCUCUCUCUCUCUCUCUCUCUCUCUCUCUCUCUCUCUCUCUCUCUCUAUGAUUGUUUGAAAAAUACUUUCAAGUAGCCUUGAACCCGGAGGAGAUAGAUUCGAACUUUCUAUGAGUAUCUCCAAGUAUUCGGACCUGAAUCAAAUAUGUUCGAAUCUGUUAAGUACUUAUUGUCAAGAGAAAGUGAGAGUAGGUUGAAUGGAUUGAAUGAGGAGUGUAAAUAUUAUUUUUAAUCUUGCAGGUACUUAAUUUAGGAGCACACUGAAUAUGAAAUAUAAUUUUUUAAGCGUGUAUUAUUCGAAUCCUUUGGAUUAGAAAAUAAAACUUGAUCAUUGGA
Molecule: messenger RNA, 6285 nt
Organism: Nylanderia fulva
Lineage: Eukaryota; Metazoa; Arthropoda; Insecta; Hymenoptera; Formicidae
Gene: mirr
Product: iroquois-class homeodomain protein mirror
Biological process (GO): regulation of transcription by RNA polymerase II; neuron differentiation; cell development
Cellular component (GO): nucleus
Molecular function (GO): DNA-binding transcription factor activity, RNA polymerase II-specific; RNA polymerase II cis-regulatory region sequence-specific DNA binding
Source: RefSeq, a predicted model, not a curated record